CUCGCCGGAGUAUUACCGCGGUGUUCAGUAACACAGACCUGUGCCAUGGGCAGAGAGAGCUCUGAGCAAGUGUGAGGGUCAAUAUUUAUAGACCACUACGUAGCUGCCUUGCAGAGACACACCGAGAAACACGCGGGCACCGAGAGAGCCAGGCAAGGAAGAAAACAGUGGCGAGAACUUUAAUUUUGAGCGUUUUUGUUCUAAAAAGAAAUUUCUUUCUGUCAGGUUCAAACUUCGGCUGAAUCACAACCAUUUGGCGCUGAGCUAUGACAAGAGAGCAAACAAAAAGUUAAAGGAGCAACCCGGCCAUAAGUGAAGAGAGAAGUUUAUUGAUAACAUGCUCUUACGAAGCUCUGGAAAAUUAAAUGUGGGCACCAAGAAGGAGGAUGGAGAGAGUACAGCCCCCACCCCUCGGCCCAAGAUCCUGCGUUGUAAAUGCCACCACCACUGUCCGGAAGAUUCAGUCAACAAUAUCUGCAGCACAGAUGGGUACUGCUUCACGAUGAUAGAAGAAGAUGACUCUGGAACGCCUGUUGUCACCUCUGGAUGUCUAGGACUGGAAGGGUCAGAUUUUCAAUGCCGUGACACUCCCAUUCCUCAUCAAAGAAGAUCAAUUGAAUGCUGCACAGAAAGGAACGAGUGUAAUAAAGACCUCCACCCCACUCUGCCUCCCCUCAAGGACAGAGAUUUUGUUGAUGGACCCAUACACCACAAGGCCUUGCUUAUAUCUGUGACUGUCUGCAGUUUACUCUUGGUCUUCAUUAUUUUAUUCUGUUACUUCAGGUAUAAAAGACAAGAAGCCCGACCUCGGUACAGCAUUGGGCUGGAGCAAGAUGAGACAUACAUUCCUCCUGGAGAGUCCCUGAGAGACUUGAUAGAGCAAUCUCAGAGCUCGGGAAGUGGAUCAGGCCUCCCUCUGCUGGUCCAAAGGACAAUAGCUAAGCAAAUUCAGAUGGUGAAGCAGAUUGGAAAAGGCCGCUAUGGCGAAGUGUGGAUGGGAAAGUGGCGUGGAGAAAAGGUAGCUGUGAAAGUGUUCUUCACCACGGAGGAAGCCAGCUGGUUCCGAGAGACUGAGAUAUAUCAGACGGUCCUGAUGAGGCAUGAGAAUAUCCUGGGGUUCAUUGCUGCAGAUAUCAAAGGAACUGGGUCCUGGACUCAGUUGUACCUCAUCACAGACUAUCAUGAAAACGGUUCUCUCUAUGACUAUCUGAAAUCCACCACCUUAGAUGCAAAGUCAAUGCUGAAGCUGGCCUACUCCUCUGUCAGCGGCCUAUGCCAUUUACACACGGAGAUCUUUAGCACUCAAGGCAAGCCAGCAAUCGCCCAUCGAGACUUGAAAAGUAAAAACAUCCUGGUGAAGAAAAAUGGAACUUGCUGCAUAGCAGACCUGGGUUUGGCUGUCAAGUUCAUUAGUGACACAAAUGAGGUUGACAUCCCACCCAACACCCGGGUUGGCACCAAGCGCUAUAUGCCUCCAGAAGUGCUGGAUGAGAGCUUGAAUAGAAACCAUUUCCAGUCCUACAUUAUGGCUGACAUGUAUAGCUUUGGACUCAUCCUCUGGGAGAUUGCAAGGAGAUGUGUUUCUGGAGGUAUAGUGGAAGAAUACCAGCUUCCCUAUCACGACCUGGUGCCCAGUGACCCUUCUUAUGAGGACAUGAGAGAAAUUGUGUGCAUGAAGAAGUUACGGCCUUCAUUCCCCAAUCGAUGGAGCAGUGAUGAGUGUCUCAGGCAGAUGGGGAAGCUUAUGACAGAGUGCUGGGCGCAGAAUCCUGCCUCCAGGCUGACGGCCCUGAGAGUUAAGAAAACACUUGCCAAAAUGUCAGAGUCCCAGGACAUUAAACUCUGAUGUCACAUACUUUUGGACAGAGCAAGACUCUCACCGAAGCAUCCUUAGCCCAAGCCUUGAACGUUAGCCUGCUGCCCAGUGAGUUCAGACUUUCCUCGAAGAGAGCAAGCUGGACAGACACAGAGGAACCCAGAAACAUGGAUUCGUCAUGGCUUUCUGAGGAGGGGAAACUGGGUAACUUGUUCAAGAUAUGAUGCAUGUUGCUUUCUAAGAAAGCCCUGUAUUUUGAAUUACCAUUUUUUUAAAAAAGAAAGAUACUUUAAUUUUUACCAAAAUAAGACAAAUAUUGUAGAUGUUUGAAGGUUUAUACAGCUAUAGUUUAAAUAAUAACAAAAGGCCUUCCUAGAAAUGUUCCUGGAAGUCAAAAUGUUUUCUCCAUUGGCAAAAUACUCUUGCACUCUAGAAAACAGAACAGCCUGUGAACAUAAAUUAGAAUUCAACUUACUUGCUUCCCUGCCCGAGACACUUCAGACUGUUUGGGUCAGCCCUGCUCUGGGAUGCCAGUGCUGUGUGAAUGCACAAGCAUGCAAGUCCCACCUACCUGGGACCACAGCUUGGACUCCUUCUGCAGCUUCAGCCAGAGUGAAACAAAUGAAAGCUUUGUGCCACUAGUAGGAUUAUGUGUUGGUGGGUUCUUCAGAGCUACUCCUGCUUCAGGGUGCGUUAGGCAGCUCUUUCAGGCAAUGCCUCCCCCCCGCUUGCAUUAAACACCAGCAAAGCUUUAUCACGAGUGGAGAAUCAACACGUGCCUGCUUUUGUUCUCAUAAAUCAGAAGAUCAAUAUUAAAUAAAACUGUCAGGAAUGUGGUAGAGAGACAAGGGACUUUAAAAAUGGAAGUGAUUUGGGCUUGUAUUAUAAGGAAGACAUGUCAGUUAGGCAGUGCCGAGACUGAAGGAGCAGCAGAUAGCCGGCUUGUUCCUUCUGUGUGCAUAAGGACCCAUCACAGCAGUACAGGAAAGAAGUGUGCACGUCACAGUGUGUAUAGGUAUGUAUAGUUUUGUGUUGUCGUGUUUUCUAAAUCUCUGGUUUCAGAGGCAGAGAGGAAGCAUCUGAUCUGUCAGGUUAACGUCACUAAAUUUAAUUUAAAAAUAAGCAGAGGAAAGUUGAUGAGGUCACCGAACAUGGCUGUUGUGAUUCCUUCUAGAAUAGAUAUAUGGGUCUGGUAUGGACCUCUUACAUGGACAUUUCAUACCUUAGGUAUAACUCAUUUACUCUCAUGUGCAUUUCACUACUAAUUUAUUCUGUUUCUCUAGUACAGCACGUACACAAAACAUCUCGUGAUUCAGUCCUGUGAGGUCCUAACUUUUGACUAUCUGUGCAAAACCACUGAUACGACCAGUAUUCCUUAGGAAGGAAAUAAGGUGUAAAAUGGCACAUGGCCUUCUCAACUUCCUUCACAUAGUUCCUUACUGUGUUCCUUCCAGAAUGAUUAGAAAUUGCGUACUUGUUAUUAAGAAAGGUGGAAGUACUUCCUAUGCCUUAGAAAGUGACAUUCCUCCAAGAUUCCUCCAGGGGGCAGUGUUUUCCUAUGCAUCUCACCGCUGGGUGCUUGAAAGAUGGAGCCCUUAGGGAAAGUUGACAGCUGCAUGAGAAAUGAGGAAAUGUUUUACUCCUUUUCUGGAGUAGACAUUCAUCUGGAAAGCAAUCCUGGAGCUCAGUGUCUUUGCGCUAUACCUGGAGUUUAGGAAAACUGUAAAGAAAAGCAUCCCUCUGUGUUCUGUUUCAUUGUAUGGUACUGCCGGGCCACAGUUUAGUUUCCACUAGGAUAGAUCUACUCAGUUCUUAAAUCUGAAAAGAUAAAAACUGGUUGUUAAUUUAACGGUCAUCACAUUUUGCUCUUACUGAGGCCAGUGCAAGCUAAGCCAUCGAAGAGCCUUUUCUCUAUUAAAUGACAUUUGCUACAGUUUUCCCAUUUAUUUCUGUCGCAUGGCAGUCAUCUGAGCCUGGGGGGAAAAGCCUUAUUGCCUCUAGACAGAUCCAUCUGCAAACACCUAUGGAGCAUUUUGCCAGUUAAGUGGGUACAUUUUGAUUUUUAUUUUCUGGGGUUUUCUUAGGCUUAAGUGAGGUUGUGGGGACCUCGUAGGUCACACUGUGUUUUCUUUAUUGGUAGAUUUUAAAAUGUGCGCAAAUUUAAAUCAGAAUGUCUUGUGAUGGAGCUGUUGAUGAUUUAAAGAGUUCUAGAUUUCUAGGGUUCCUGUGAAGAACGGGGAGAAAUUUGAGUGUCGAAAUUUCAUCUAUAUGGUUCAUUUUACUGCUUUGGGGAAAAUCAACUGCUUAUUUGCUAAUUAUUGACUUUAUUUAUUCAGUACAAAAUCUUGAAAUUAUUGAGAUCAUUUAAAAGAUCCACUCAGUUAUUAUGAAUUUUCAAUAAGAAUUUAUAAUUUAUUUAUGAAUAUAAUUUCUGUCUUAUGAAAACCUAACUGAUACAACUAAGUUGUUAAGGACUACCUGUUGACUUCCCAGUAAUCCACGAUAACCUUUAAACUUCUAGCAUCUCAGAAAAAUACAUUUAUUUUAUUAUUUUUUUGCUCUAACUUUCUGCAAAUUAAUAAUAUAAUUGACUGUUGCUUACCCUCAGGACUCUUUCAAAGAGCAAGAUUUUCUUCUAACUCCUCUCCUCUGAAGGAAUCCUAAAUUAUUAAUUGUUAGAUAAGCUUUAUGUGUCCAAGUUUAUGGUUGAUGUGCGUAUGUAUAUAGUAUAUAAAUAUAGAUGUAUAUGUAAAUAUGUUCAUUCUGGAGUCUGGCACAACUCUAGUAUGUGGAUUAGAAAGUAAAAUAUUAUGGAUGGUAAAGUCCUAAAUGAAGAAUAAUAUUUAUUUAUGGAAACAUGUACAUUGUGAACUCCCAAAUGAAAAGCAGUGAGCAGUGUGUAUGACUCGGACAGUGCACCCUGACGUCACUCCUGCCCGUUCUUAGUACUCCCCCAACAGAAAGCUUCUUAGGGGACAUGCUGGACUUUGCUUCCAGGGAAUUCGCUGGCACAUUUCAAUUGGUGUGUGGUCCAGGCCCGCAAGUCCCUAGUAAUCACCUGCUUUCAUGUUCCUCAUGCCAACCAAAUUCAUCAGGAGUGUUCUGUUUUCCAUCUGUACUCACACUUCUUGGUUUGUGGAUGGAAAGGCAAAGAGGAUACAUUUUUUUUUUUAACUUGAACAUGUUUUGGUGGUUACACCAUCUCAGAAACUCCCAGUCCCAUAAAAAGUAGAAAGGAAUGGGGCUGUGUCAAAAAUGAUACAAUUUAACAGAACUGAUUGUUACAGAAACUAAUGCCGUAGAUUUUAAGAGAAAAAUUGGUAAUAUUUAGGGGGAGCGGUUCUUUUCUGUCUGUUUCAAAACAAAACUCAUUUGUGUUCUAUCGGGAAACCAGUGCCUUAUGGAAUUUGUAUAUACUGUAAUUAUUCAGGGUUAGGGAACAAACAGUUGUAUUUGUUACAAAUUGUGUAUGACUUGUUUUCUUAUUUCCCUCAAUAAAAUGGUGUCA
Mus pahari (shrew mouse) is the source of this 5324-nucleotide messenger RNA. RefSeq names its product bone morphogenetic protein receptor type 1B (gene Bmpr1b). The record is from RefSeq and is a predicted model, not a curated record. Bases 338 to 1846 code for a protein of 502 amino acids. The transcript has 11 exons. NCBI's taxonomy places the organism in Eukaryota, Metazoa, Chordata, Mammalia, Rodentia, Muridae. Gene Ontology annotation, biological process: dorsal/ventral pattern formation; BMP signaling pathway; protein phosphorylation. Gene Ontology annotation, cellular component: plasma membrane; signaling receptor complex. Gene Ontology annotation, molecular function: ATP binding; SMAD binding; transforming growth factor beta receptor activity, type I.